Molecule: messenger RNA, 237 nt
Organism: Cooperia oncophora
Lineage: Eukaryota; Metazoa; Nematoda; Chromadorea; Rhabditida; Trichostrongylidae
Source: the annotation of a GenBank genome assembly
CUGUCCGUGGAUCCAUUCUUCGAGCCGCUUUUCGGUUCGAUAGCGAUUUACGAUGCGAAAGCUCGACGGAAGGUUACUGAGAACUUUUAUUUCGAUGUAAACCCAGAAGAAAUAAGACGGCUGAUUGAUAAGAAUAACUCAUUUGCGGAAGCCACUGAGAGAUGCAGUCAAGCAGCGUUCAGUCUGUCAUGCCCCUUGACGGACCUUUUCAUCGUGAUCAAGGUUGUGACACUUUGA